Didymodactylos carnosus is the source of this 2472-nucleotide messenger RNA. The record is from the annotation of a GenBank genome assembly. Lineage: Eukaryota; Metazoa; Rotifera; Eurotatoria; Philodinida; Philodinidae.
AUGUAUAGAGGACGUUUUUUUACACAUACCUCAGUAACGAUAGCAAAGUGUCAUGCUGGUUCAUUCACCGAAGAUCUCGGUAUAAAAGAUAAACCGAUAUCGACAGGUUACGUACUCCGUGCUAUGUUCGAAUUUAUCUGGCCAAAAAAUGGAAAACAAGUUAAAAUUCGUGUUUUAAUCGCUCUAUCACUACUAUUAUUGUCUAAAUUAUUGAAUAUCAGUGUACCAUUUAUGUUCAAAUAUUUGAUUGAUGAAUUAAACAAAGGUCACACAUUAAAAGUUGAUACAACUGAAUCGGCAAUACUAUCAAUGGUAACUGCACUGCUUAUUGGCUAUGGUGCUGCUCGCGCUGGUGCUGCCUUAUUCGGUGAAUUACGGAAUGCCAUCUUUGCGAAUGUAGCUCAUCGAAGUAUACGUGAAUUAGCUAAAAGAGUGUUUUCUCAUAUACAUAAGUUGGAUUUAAGUUUCCAUCUUGGCAGACAAACUGGUGCACUAUCAAAAGCAAUUGAUCGUGGAACAAAAGGAAUUAGUUUCAUAUUAUCUGCACUUGUCUUUAACAUUGUACCCACGAUAUUUGAAGUUGGUCUUGUUAGUGGAGUACUUUGGUAUAAAUUCGGAUUAUCUUAUGCUGCAGUCGCCAUUGGAUGCAUUACAGGUUACACAGCUUAUACUUUCGCUGUAACUCAAUGGAGAACGAAAUUUCGUGUUAAUAUGAAUAAAGCUGAUAAUGAAGCGGGCAACAAAGCGAUUGAUUCAUUAAUCAACUUUGAAACAGUGAAGUAUUUUAAUAAUGAAGAACACGAAAUAGAAAGAUAUGGUAAAGUAUUAUCACAAUACGAGAUAGCAUCAAUUAAAACUCAAACCAGUUUAGCAAUGUUAAAUUUUGGACAAAAUGCUAUAUUUAGUUUGGGUCUUACUGGUAUCAUGCUUUUAGCUGCGAGUGGUAUUACAGACGGAAGUAUGACUGUUGGUGAUUUAGUUGCUGUAAACGGUCUCAUAUUUCAAUUGUCAAUGCCGCUAACGUUUUUGGGCUCCGUUUAUCGUGAAGUAAAACAGUCUGUUACCGAUAUGGAAACCAUGUUUCGGUUAACGAUGAUCAAAUCGGCAGUGAAAGAUAAAGAAAACGCUCCUCCGUUUCAAAUUAGUCAUACUGCAUCAUCGAUUGUAUUCGACAAUGUUACAUUUGGUUACUUAAAAGAACAAAAGAUUUUAGAUAAACUUACCUUUGAAGUUCCUUCAGGAAAGAAAGUAGCAAUCGUGGGUGGUUCUGGUUCUGGAAAAUCGACUAUCAUUCGUUUAUUAUAUCGUUUUUAUGAUCCUCAAGAUGGUGAAAUACGUAUAAAUAAUGAAAAUAUUCAACAUGUCUCGUUAUCUAGUUUAAGAAAAGCGAUUGGUAUUGUACCUCAAGAUACUGUUCUUUUUCACGAUACAAUACUAUACAAUAUUAAUUACGGUAAUUUAAAAGCAACAAAAGAACAAGUCUAUGAAGCUGCUAAAUUAGCUGAAGUACAUAACGCUAUAAUGAGAAUGCCCAAACAAUAUGAUACAAUGGUUGGUGAAAGAGGAUUAAAAUUAUCAGGGGGUGAAAAACAGCGAAUUGCAAUAGCACGCGCAUUGCUUAAAGAUCCAAUUGUUUUAGUUUAUGAUGAAGCUACCGCACAUCUUGACACUGUAACUGAACAGGCUAUUUUAAAAUCAUUACGUACAUUAACUAAAAAUCGUACAUCUAUUGUUAUUGCUCAUCGUCUCAGUACCGUUAUUGAUUGUGAUCAUAUUGUAAUUUUGGAAAAAGGAAAAGUACUUGAACAGGGUAGUCAUGCAGAAUUAAUGGCAAACGACAAAGGUUAUUAUACAUCGCUAUGGAACACUUAUCUCUUAACGAUGUCGUAUCCUAUUCAACAACAUUUUGGUAUAAAUAAUCUUGAUGAUGCUCUGUUCGGUGGCGGAACGGGCUCAGGAAAUCCAAUUGGAGAUGUCAUGAGUAUGGCACACAAUAUGAUGAACAGUUUUCAAAUGAAUAGUGGGAUGCAUAUGAAUAGUGAUCCGAAUAAUCCAAAUGUAAAGGUUUUUGGUGUUAGUUCAAUGAAUGUUACUCAAUUAGCACGAGGACCAGAUGGACGACCUCAUGUUAUACAAGCACAUGAUGAAAAACGUAUGGGUCCUAAUGGAAUAUGGCAAACAAAAAAAGCUUUAAAAGAUAGUGAUCGUGGAAUAGACAAAAUGCAAGUUGGCUAUUUUGUUGGUGAUCAAGGAGAAAUUGUGGAAAGACAUUAUGAUCCAGCAACAGGUCAAUAUCGACAAAAUGUUCAACACCGUGGCUAUACUCAACCAAAUUUUCGACAACAAUGGCAACAACAAGCUCAACAAGCAGUGCGAGGACCACCACAGUCACAACAGCACCAAUAUCUUCCACAGGGUAGUCACCAACAACAAAGUUUACCAGCUCCAUCACCAUACCAAUAUCAGUAUUGA